AUGAAUGAUGAGUACAGUGCUUUAAUUAAAACAGGGACUUGGGAUUUGGUGCCUAGGCAUGCGGGGGUGAAUAUUGUUAAUUGUAUGUGGCUAUUUAAACAUAAAUACAAGUUUAAUGGUGACCUUGAAAGGCACAAAACUCGUCUUGAAACUGUUUACAUGCAUCAACCUCCGGGUUUUGUUGAUCGGAGGGCUCCUUCUCAUGUCUGUCGGCUCCGCAAGGCUCUUUAUGUAACCCGAAAACCUUCUUAUUUGCUACUUUCGCAGGAAAAGUAUGCACAGGAAAUUUUAGAGCGUGCAGGGAUGGCCUCUUGUAAACCUGCAGCCACUCCAGUUGACACUAAGUCCAAACUUAGUGCAGAUGCAGGGCCACCUUUUCGGGAUUAUACAUUGUAUCGCAGUUUAGCAGGUGCUCUUCAGUACCUCACUUUCACCAGAUAUUUCCUAUGCAGUACAACAGGUGUGUCUCUUUAUGCAUGA
This is a messenger RNA of Chenopodium quinoa (quinoa), 480 nucleotides long. RefSeq lists its product as uncharacterized. Bases 1 to 480 code for a protein of 159 amino acids. NCBI's taxonomy places the organism in Eukaryota, Viridiplantae, Streptophyta, Magnoliopsida, Caryophyllales, Amaranthaceae. The record is from RefSeq and is a predicted model, not a curated record. The transcript is spliced from 3 exons.